AUGGUAUUCUAUGAAUCCUACCUGUUAAUUUCAAAGAGAGCAAACCCCGAAGAAAUAGCUUCUAUUGUAACAAAUAUCUCAAAACUGGCGACAAGUCAUCAUGGGCUCAUAUUAAGAACACAGGAUCUAGGUUUUAGAUAUACAUCUCACAGGGUCACCAAGUCACGAGUUGGUCUAUUCUGGUACGGAAGAUAUUUUUAUGUUGCCAUAGCUGCAAACCCUAGGAUAAUACCAAACCUACACAAAUUAUAUAAUUCAAACGCCUCAAUACUGAGACACAAUACCCAGAGAAUGCUCUACCGCACCAAUCUAAUUACAAGUCCAUAUACCCACCUCUAUGAGGAAACAUAA
Messenger RNA from Theileria equi strain WA, 351 nucleotides. RefSeq lists its product as hypothetical. The transcript has 2 exons. Gene Ontology annotation, cellular component: ribosome. Gene Ontology annotation, biological process: translation. The record is from RefSeq and is a predicted model, not a curated record. NCBI's taxonomy places the organism in Eukaryota, Apicomplexa, Aconoidasida, Piroplasmida, Theileriidae. The coding region runs from base 1 to 351 and encodes 116 amino acids. Gene Ontology annotation, molecular function: structural constituent of ribosome; rRNA binding.